AUGGAUCGAGCCGUGGUAAGAUGUGUCCCUUGGGAAUCCAAACUCACCAUUUCCUUCGUCCUUGACGGGAGCAACAAACAAAUGCUCAGGGACCAGACGGAGGAGCUAGGCAAAGCGCUGGCACGGAUCGCCAACAGUAUCAUCAAGGGCCAGGGCAAAGCUAAGAAAUCCAAGAAAAACAAAGGCGCGCCCACGGACGCCCAGGAGCCCGCUACAGCGGUGAGGCUGUACUACAACGGAGACUUUGUGGCAGGGGAUGCUAUAAACUCCGAUGCCUGGCAGGAUGGGGCAGUUUUACACGUGGGUGACAGUAAGUACACGGUGGAGAGGAACCCUCCCACAUUCACCACGGCAGAGCUGCCCGCUUCUCUCCUGGCCGGGUUUCCCGUGUGCCCGAAGCUCAAGAUAGAAUUUGGGGAUUUGAAAGACUGUCGGUUUAAAUGGUUCAAGGAGAGCAAGUCGGGUGCAGGUGACGAGGAGCGUCGAGGAGAGACUGAUUGGACCGAGGCGGGGAGCGAACGGGUGUUCAUCCCUUCAAAUAUGGACAUUGGCUCCAAGCUUAAACUGACAUGCACGCCGGGAGAUGGAAAAACGGUGUGGGAUGGACAAGGAGUUAAUAACCAUCGGUACAGUCGAGGCAGGGCCUGGCACGUGUACCUUUGACAACAGACACAUGUACACCAACAAGGUGACAGAUGACACCGCCAUCAGAGUAGUGUCAUACAACAUCUUAGCUGACGUUUACGCACAAACGGACCUCUCCAAAACCGUCCUGUACCCGUAUUGCACCCCCUAUGCGUUGGAACUGGACUACAGACAAAGUCUGAUAAAAAAAGAACUGUCCGGCUAUAACGCUGACAUCAUCUGCCUUCAGGAGGUGGAUAAGAACGUGUUCGCCGACAGUCUGUCUCCGGCCCUGGACGCGUUCGGCUUCGACGGGGUCUUCAGGAUUAAGGAGAAGCAGCACGAAGGCUUGGCCACCUACUACAGGAGGUCGAAGUUUAAACUGCUCAGUCAACACGACAUAAUGCUGAGUGAAGCUCUGAAGUCAGACCCGAUCCACGAAGAACUGUUGGACAGAGUGAGCAGCAACCCUGCCUUGAAGGAGAAGGUGGUGCAGAGAUCUACCACUCUACAGGUAGAGUAAUGUGGGGGGGGGUGUUGGCUCCGGCUGUAACUAGGAUCUGCUGGGAUCCGAGGCCCUUUGGGAUCUAGCUACAAUCGGAGCUAGGCGUGUGUGUGUGUGUGUGUGUGUGGCUAGGCUAAUUGACAUGUGUGUGCUCUCUCCCCUCAGUUUGGCUCUGCUUGGCUGAAACCUUAUUUUCUCCUUUGUAGGUGAGUGUCCUUCAGUGUCUGAAUGAUCCGUCUAAGAAGAUCUGUGUUGCCAACACCCACCUCUACUGGCAUCCCAAAGGUAAAGUGUUAUUGUAUCAGCAAUGCGUUACUACACUUAGCCCUAGUUACAGUCUACCUUAUUACAGGAGCCAAGAGUUGUUUCUCAUCAAGUAACAUGGUUAGGUAAAACUCUGGGCCUUAGCUAUGCAGCACAGCAUGACCUGUUUCACACUACUGAGCCGAGCUGAAAACUAAAUAUCCAAGCCAACCUAUCACUGGAACCAUGCUGAAAACUAAAUAUCCAAGCCAACCUAUCACUGGAACCAUGCUGAAAACUAAAUAUCCAAGCCAACCUAUCACGGUUUAAGUUGGCACACUAGUGAUAAUCAAGUACAUAUUCCAGCCAUAAACAUAUUCCAUUGUUAUAACGGUUUAACGGUUCUAUAUCCUCACCACAGGUGGGAAUGUGCGUCUGGUCCAGAUGUCCGUCGCUCUGAAACAGCUGCAGCAGGUGAUCACCCAGAGUUACCCUGACGCCUCGCUCCUCUUCUCCGGAGACUUCAACAGCACCCCAUCCUCAGGGGUUUACCAGCUGGUGAGCCAGGGAGCUCUGCCCAGCACCCACCCAGACUGGAGCUCCAACGGGCCGGACGAGCUCUGCCCCAUGGAGGUCUCCAACCCCUUCCAGCUGAGUAGCGCCUGCGGGGAGCCGGCCUAUACUAACUACGUAGGGGGCUUCCACGGAUGCCUGGACUAUAUCUUCAUGGACCCACGGGUGCUGCAGGUGGAACAGAUGAUCCCUCUGCCCAGCCACCAGGAGAUCACUACCUGUCAGGCCCUGCCCAGCGUCUCACACCCCUCUGAUCACAUAGCACUGGUCUGUGACCUCAGGUGGAAGUGAAGCAAAGCUAUCUCCCCUGUAUACAGCGGUCUGUGCCUGAUCCACCCCAGGGUCUCAGACUGGUGCCGUUUCUCAACCAGGAGCGGUCCCAAUCACAUCUCCUUUCUCCUGAAGUGUAAACUUGUUCAUCACUUCCCACAAAUCUAAAAGCGUUAGAUUGGCGGAGGGUAGGGGGGUACUGGGAGAUUACGCCAUAUUUCUGUUACCAGUCAUUUCCUUUUAAAUCAGUGAAGGGAAGUGAACCAGUGCACACUUUGGGAGAAUGGAGAGAUAAUUGGGACAUGGCCCAUGUCUGUGUCUAUAUCAGGGCCCCUACA
This is a messenger RNA of Coregonus sp. 'balchen', 2553 nucleotides long. NCBI's taxonomy places the organism in Eukaryota, Metazoa, Chordata, Actinopteri, Salmoniformes, Salmonidae. The record is from the annotation of a GenBank genome assembly.